This is a messenger RNA of Acanthopagrus latus (yellowfin seabream), 5265 nucleotides long. RefSeq names its product SWI/SNF related, matrix associated, actin dependent regulator of chromatin, subfamily c, member 2 (gene smarcc2). The record is from RefSeq and is a predicted model, not a curated record. Gene Ontology annotation, biological process: positive regulation of DNA-templated transcription. Gene Ontology annotation, cellular component: nBAF complex; npBAF complex; SWI/SNF complex. Lineage: Eukaryota; Metazoa; Chordata; Actinopteri; Spariformes; Sparidae. Gene Ontology annotation, molecular function: nucleosomal DNA binding; histone binding.
CUGGGCGGCAGGCGGCGUCGUCUAGUUGUCUGCAGGCAAAGAUGGCGGUACGGAAGAAAGACGGCGGCCCGAAUGUAAAAUAUUUCGAAGCGUCUGAUACCGUUUCUCAGUUUGAUAAUGUCCGCGUCUGGCUGGGGAAGAAUUACAAAAAGUACAUCCAGGCUGAGCCCCCCACCAACAAGUCUCUGUCCAGCCUGGUGGUCCAGCUGCUCCAGUUCCAGGAGGAGGUGUUCGGUCGACAUGUCAGCAAUCCUCCUCUCACCAAGCUGCCGAUGAAAUGUUUUCUGGACUUCAAGUCAGGAGGGGCUCUCUGCCACAUCCUGGCUGCUGCCUACAAGUUCAAGAGUGACCAAGGAUGGCGCAGGUUUGACUUCCAGAAUCCGUCGAGGAUGGACCGAAAUGUGGAGAUGUUCAUGACGAUCGAGAAGUCCCUAGUGCAGAACAACUGCCUGACGAGACCCGUCAUCUACCUGAGCCCUGACAUUGAGCCCAAACUGCUCGGGAAACUGAAAGACAUCAUCAAAAGACAUCAGGGCUCAGUAACUGAGGACAAGGCCGCCAGCUCACAUGUCGUCGUUCCUAUCCCCACCAGCCUGGAGGAAGAGGAGUGGGUGCGUCCUGUGAUGAAGAGAGAUAAGCAAGUGCUGCUUCACUGGGGAUAUUUUCCUGACAGUUACGAUACCUGGAUCUCAGCCAGUGAGAUUGAGGCCGCAGUGGAAGAUCCUCCGAGUCCAGAAAAGCCAAGGAAGGUCCAUGCCAAGUGGAUCUUAGACCUGGACCAGUAUAAUGAGUGGAUGAACGAGGAGGACUAUGAGGUGGGCGAGGGCUGCCCCAAGAGGAAGAGGAUCUCCGCCAAGACCCUGACAGAUGAGGUGACCACGCCUGACGAGCGCAGGGACAAGAAGCCUGGCAGCGCCAAGAAGAGGAAGCGCUCACCGUCGCCCUCCCCAACCCCUCCGCCUCAGGAGAGCAAGAAGAAGAACACCAAAAAGGGGCCAACGACCCCGUACACCAAGUCUAAACGAGGCCAGAGGGAGGAGGAACAGGAAGAUCUGAGUAAGGACUUGGAUGAAGCGUCGCCUGUUCCAGCAUCUGAAGAGGGAAACCCAGCGAAGACAAACAGCGCCAAGAAGGACUCCGACUCGACUCCAGUCAAAGGAGGAACAGAUCUGGACGAGCAAGAGGAUGAGGCCAUGGAAACAACAGGCAAGGAGGAGGAGGAGGGCUCCCCGAGUGUGAAGGGUGAACCGGUGAAGGGCUCGGACCUUCACGAGGACAAUGUGACCGAGCAAACUCAUCACAUUAUUAUACCAAGCUACGCUGCCUGGUUCGACUACAACAGUGUUCAUGCCAUCGAGCGCAGAGCCCUGCCGGAGUUCUUCAAUGGGAAGAACAAAUCCAAAACCCCCGAGAUUUACCUGGCGUACAGGAACUUCAUGAUCGACACCUACCGGCUGAACCCUCAGGAGUAUCUGACCUCCACCGCCUGCCGCAGGAACCUGGCAGGAGACGUGUGUGCGAUCAUGAGAGUCCAUGCAUUCCUGGAGCAAUGGGGUCUGAUUAACUACCAGGUGGACUCUGAGAGCCGGCCCACACCCAUGGGUCCACCGCCCACCUCUCACUUCCAUGUGCUGGCAGACACUCCCUCCAGCCUGGUGCCCCUGCAGCCCAAGACGGCCCAGGUCCACCUGCACACUGACACACGCAGACAAACAGACACAAACACACAUUCUGGUUUUUUUACAUGUGUCUCUCUGCCAUCGUUUCUGCAGACACCUGCCACCCAGCAGAUGAUGACCUUCCCAGAUAAAGUUAAGGAUAAACCAGCAGAUCUGCAAAACUUUGGCCUGCGAACUGACAUGUACAGCAAGAAGACCAGCUCUGCAAAGAGCAAGAGUGCAGCGAGCUCAAUGAGGGACUGGACAGAACAAGAAACACUACUACUACUUGAGGGCUUGGAGAUGUACAAGGACGACUGGAACAAAGUUUCAGAACACGUUGGAAGCCGCACGCAGGACGAGUGCAUCCUGCACUUCCUGCGGCUGCCCAUCGAAGACCCUUACUUAGAGGACAACUCCUCGACCCUUGGACCGUUGGCCUACCAGCCCAUUCCUUUCAGCCAAGCCGGAAACCCUGUCAUGAGCACGGUGGCCUUCCUCGCCUCUGUCGUCGACCCACGUGUGGCCUCAGCUGCAGCCAAGUCUGCUCUGGAGGAGUUUUCUCGUAUGAAAGAGGAGGUUCCUGCAGCGCUUGUCGAGGCUCAUGUGCGGCGGGUGGAGGAGGCAGCGAGGGUCAGCGGCCGACAAGACCCGCUGUAUGGCCUGGAAGGCAGCGGCAUUGCCGGCACCGGCCUAGAAGAGGGAGACAGACCCGAUGAAAGCAGCGAUGAAAGUAAGAGUGACAGCCAAUCAAGUGAAGAGAAGAGGGAGACCAAGGACAGCAAAGAUGGAGCGAUGGAGGAAGAGGAGAAGCAGGCGGAGAAUGGGAAGAAGGAAGAAGAACGAGGGCGAGAACAAGAGGGAGAGAGGGAGGCUGACAAAACAGAUUCAGAAAUGGGUGACGGGGAGAAGGAGAAGGAUGGAAAAGAAGGCACAGAGGACGGACAGAGAGAAGCAGAGAGUGAAGUGGAGAGGAAAGCGAAGGUGGAGCGUGAUGUUGGAGAGGGGAACCUGGCCACUGCUGCUGCGUCUGCGCUCGCUGCUGCUGCUGUCAAAGCCAAGCACCUGGCUGCAGUGGAGGAGAGGAAGAUCAAAUCACUUGUGGCUCUGCUGGUGGAGACCCAGAUGAAGAAGCUGGAGAUCAAACUGCGACACUUUGAAGAACUGGAAACCAUCAUGGACAGAGAGCGAGAGGCUUUGGAGUACCAGCGUCAACAGCUGCUGGCAGACCGUCAGUCCUUCCACAUGGAGCAGCUAAAGUACGCUGAGAUGAGGGCCCGCCAGCAGCACUUCCAGCAGAUUCAGCACCAGCAGCACAGCCAGACCGGGGCCCCUCAUGCCAACCAGGCCGGCUCGGCCCCACCACCCCAGGGCCAGAACGUGACCCAACCAGCUCCCAGCACACCAGCGCCGCAGCCGGCCCCCAGCCCCGCGCCUCCAGCCUCUUCUGCCCCGGCUCCUGAGGCCCAACCACCUCAGGGUGCUCACACCUCGCCCCCUUGCCCCCCAAGCCAGGCCUCAGCUGCCAACUCCAGCUCCAGCUCCAGCACUACUCCUGUACUCCAUGAACCCACCGCCCCUCUUCCAGUGGAAACACUCCACUCCACGGCUCCGGUCCCGCCGCCACAGUGAGAGGAAACUAAAUUGCUCCGAGAAUCCGAAUGACUCUGACCACUUUGAAUCCUGCCUGUAUCAUCCGAAAAUGAAGAAGUCAUAAACCGAAGGACGAGGACACAUUUUACACGUUCAGCUUUUUGUUUGUUGGUUUGUUGUUUCUGUUUUUUGUUUUUUUUCAAACGGGACAAUUGAUGUGAGGAAAAAAAAAGAUUACAUCUAAAUCAAGUCCUUUUCAAAUUGAAUCCGCCUAUGAAGAAAAAUGUACUUUCCAAGAGAAGCUGUUCAUGCUGUGUGGUCGACUGGACUGGCGACAUCACUUCAUAGUUUGAAGCUUAAACACCAGAGAUCUGGUAAACUUAGACGGUCUGACCAACAUGCUGGCACUCAAGGAGAAGAAGAGAAAAGACUCAUCUUGUGUUUUCAGUGUUUUGGAAAUUGUUGCGUCUGUUUUCUUUCUGCAACAGUUAGCCACAGCUCGUGAAGUCUUGUGCUUCAUAAUCUCUCCCCUUGUACUGUAGGUACUAAUUGAAUUAUAUGUAAAAUGCACUUUUAACAUGUUUCCCUCGGUCUCAUUGAAAGACUUGAAGCAUCCAUGAAAUUGAACUUUAGCACUUAUAUCAUCCUUUUGUUGUCUUAAAUGCUUUUUCAUACUGAAGGUUUUGGAAACUUGAUUGGGAAUAUUUAUCUGUGUAACAUGGUGGAAAUGGUCACGUUACAGGGUCACGCGUCGAAAACCAACGUCUCUCUCCAGAGAAAAGGUUCAAAGCAGAAGCCAGAUGGAAAUUACAAUAAGAUGGUUCGGAUGCAGUUUGACAAAAUGUACUGUAAACUGGAUUUUCUGUUACAAACACACCUGUUGUUACCCUGUAAUGAUAGUAUUUGGAAGUACUGACAGCAUGAAAAGACUUCUCUUUAAAAUAUAUCUUAAUCAUGUCCCUCCUUUCAACAGCACUUGUCGGUGAGGAGCUUCUGGAUGAGCUCAAAGCGUCCAGGUGGUAGUUUUUUUUUGUGAGGAAUGUAGACCACGUACGUGUUUUAUUCAUCAUUUGUGUUGAUUGCUAAACCAAAAUGUUUUUUAUAAUCAUGUUUAUCUCACACGUAUUCGGUGAGUUUUACUGCAGUUGGGAAACGAAGAGGAUUUUUUUUAAGCAGCUUGUUUUGUCGCCGGUGCAUUUCAAGUUACAUGUGGAAGAAAUGUUAAAGCUGUCAAAAACAAGGGAGCUCGCACCUUAAACAGCUGACAAUGGAGUAUUGUGUCCUUAAUAUCUGCAACAAUAUCCUCACUUUUUAUCCUAUCGAUUUUUAUAUUUUUUACUGUCUGUUUUUUCCAUCUACUUUUUCUUUAUAUGUCAACAUUGUAACUGUAUUAUUACCUUUGUAGCCUAUAUUUACCCUCUCCACCGUUGUGUAUGAUUCGGGCAGGUCUGACCUGCCUCAGAUGUGACUGUGAGCAUGUGCGUAUGUGAACGCAUGCCAUUACGAUCUGUAAAACCACAUUACCGUUCAGUUUUAUUUCCGGUGCCAUCCGCUGUGUGUCACAAAGUUUGAAGAAUUAAGAAGACAGAGAGAGAGAGAGAGAAAAAAAAAAAACAUGCUUCAUCCUGAACACGGCACGUCACGUCGAGCAUCAUGAAAUAUAAUCCAGUCAGAUGGUGAAACUUUACAGUUAAUGUCCGUCAAGCCAGUAUUGCAGACCUCCCCACAGUCGUGAGCCUAAAUGGACUUCUUUUAUCUGUGUUAUAACUACAUUGUGUGGAUUUUGUGAUAUGAAAUAAGUGUCUGUUCAGUUUCUGUAUGUUUUUCACUAUGCUGAAGGUAGCAGCAAUUGCAUUGAUUAUUAUUAUACAGUAGAGUUCAAUUUUUCCUCAGUAAAUCAUCAAGUUAGUGCAGACGGUUACUCUGGCAGUUUGUAUUAAAAAAAAAGGCAAAAACAAAAGAGGUUCAGGUUUUAAUUACAAAAUGUUGGGAAAAAAUAAAGAUGUGAAGAACA